Messenger RNA from Coregonus clupeaformis (lake whitefish), 2904 nucleotides. RefSeq names its product wee1-like protein kinase 1-A. Gene Ontology annotation, cellular component: nucleus. The transcript is spliced from 9 exons. Bases 731 to 2602 code for a protein of 623 amino acids. Lineage: Eukaryota; Metazoa; Chordata; Actinopteri; Salmoniformes; Salmonidae. The record is from RefSeq and is a predicted model, not a curated record. Gene Ontology annotation, biological process: protein phosphorylation; mitotic cell cycle. Gene Ontology annotation, molecular function: magnesium ion binding; non-membrane spanning protein tyrosine kinase activity; ATP binding.
GUUCGUUCCCAUUGGCUGAGGAGUAGGUAAUCUGAUCAAAGGUCGCGGGAAGCCCUGCACCACGCGCGUGACAGGAGCUUCAUUAAAACAAUUUUUGUAAACAUAGCUAGUGAAAAUACACUUUUAUAGUUUGUAAUGUUUUAAAAUAGCUGAUUCAUUUUAUUGCGAGUUUACGGGGUUAUUUUUUGUGGUUACUGGUUUCUGGACGAGGAGUUGCUGUGCGGCGCAGCCAUUUUCCGGUUAACUUGUAACGUUAGCUAUUAGGAGUGGUAACGGCGUCAAGCUAGACGUAUAUUAACGAACGUAGCUAGCUACACGUCUUCUGAGCCCUCUUGCUAUUUAUUAUGUUAAAUUUUGCCACCCGUCAACUCAAGAGAACGUUAACGUGUUCGCGGAAUGUAGGGUUUAGGAGAUCUCUGAGCAAGUUGGUUUACUUUUUGCCGUACUUCUCGUUUGCUACAGUAGCUUGCUAGCUAACGUCAACUUUGCUGUGUUGCUAGCCGACGUCGUUCUUGACUUUUCUGGUGUACAGUGACUCUUGAUAUUACAAGCUAGUAGCUAAUUAUCGUAUGGUGAUAAAUACUGCUGGAUAGCUAAUUUAGCUAGCUAACGUUAGUUGUAUAGUAAUUUACGUGGAUUAGCUAACAGUUGAGUUGGUUUCAAUUUUAGUUGGCUAACUAUAAACAACCACAUUUUAAGAAGAAAGUGAUAGCCAGGGUUUAAAUGAAAAAUGCAGAGUUACAGUUGCAGUCGUCGACAUGGAAGUUUAUCUCCCAACGCCCGACCAAUACGUCAAAAGUUACAGUUUGCACCGAGCGAUGAAGGAGACGAACCGAUUGAGGACGGCAACAACAGCACAGGAGCCGAAUCGGCUUUUGCAGAAAUGGACUCUGCAGUGCAUCAGCGACGGGACAGUGUCGAUAAACGACUCGAGGACAACAGCCCUCUGAAUCGGAUUGAGGAUGAUGUGGAACGGUGCCGGUGGAGCGAAGGAUUCAGUUAUCCGGUUCACCUUCAGUCCCUCAGUAGCGUUAUUUUCACGAAGGGCUCCCCAGCGUCUCCACGGAAAAGCUCUCAGGCGUACGGGAGUUCACCGGAGCGGACAUACAUUCAGGACGACGAGGACUGCUCGACCUCACCUAUUACAGACUGCCCCGACACACCUCCACAUAAAACCGUUAAAAAACUACGCCUUUUUGAUACUCCACACACACCAAAGAGUUUGCUGAACAAAGCUAGAACUGCCAUCUCAGUGUCCUCAAGUAGAAGAGUGGCCCUCUUCGGGAUUGUGGAAUCCACAGGAAAAUCUGAUCCGGACAGCAGGAGAAGCCAGACCCCUUUGGUCAACAUCAACCCCUUCACCCCUGAAUCCCUCCUCAUCCAGUCUGCCACUCAACAGAGGAACAACAGAAAGAGGGCACACUGUAACGACUCCUGUGGUGAGGACAUGGAGGCGAGUGAUGCUGAAACAGAGGAAGAAGUCAUUCCUCCACCAAAGAGAAUCACCAUGAUGGAGAGCAACAUGAAGUCCAGAUACGCCUCAGAGUUCCACGAGCUGGAGAAGAUUGGCUGUGGGGAGUAUGGUGCCGUCUUCAAGUGUGUGAAAAGACUGGAUGGCUGCAUCUACGCUAUCAAGUGCUCGAAGAAGCCCCUGGCAGGCUCUGUGGAUGAGCAGAACGCCCUCCGGGAGGUGUACGCCCACGCCGUGCUGGGCCAGCACCCCCACGUGGUGCGCUACUACUCGGCCUGGGCUGAGGAUGACCACAUGCUCAUCCAGAAUGAGUACUGUAACGGCGGCACCCUCUCGGACGUCACGGCCGAGAACUACCGGCGGCUCGGCUUCCUGUCAGAGCUGGAGCUGAAGGCCCUUCUGCUGCAGGUGACGCGCGGCCUCAAGUACAUCCACUUGUCCUCACUGGUCCACAUGGACAUCAAGCCUAGCAAUAUUUUUAUCUCACGCAAGAUGAUUGGCAGUGUAGACGCGUGUGACGAAGAGGAGGACGAAAAGGAUGGACUGGCCACCAGUGUGGUGUACAAAAUAGGGGACCUUGGCCACGUGACGAGGUUGAACAAUCCUCAAGUUGAGGAAGGUGACAGCAGGUUCCUGGCAAAUGAAGUCCUUCAAGAGGACUACAGUAACUUGACGAAGGCAGACAUCUUUGCCCUGGCCCUGACUGUGAUCAGUGCCUCUGGGGCAGAGCCUAUGCCCACCAAUGGGGACAAGUGGCACCAGAUUCGUCAGGGAAAACUUCCACUCAUCCCACAAGUUCUCUCUCAGCAAUUCCUGAGUCUACUCAAGCUGAUGAUCCACCCUGACCCCGCCAGGCGGCCGUCCACCUUUGACCUCAUCAAGCACCCGGUGCUGUUGACGGCAGCUAGAAUGAGUGCUGACCUGCUCCGUGUGGAACUCGAUGCAGAGAAGUUCAAGAACGCCCUGCUUCAGAAGGAGCUGAAGAAGGCCCAGAUUGCCAAAACUGCAGCUGAUGAGAAGGUUCUAUCCACGGACAGAGUCCUGACCCGCUCCACUGUCCAGUCCAACCCCCAAACCUCCAGACUCGUCGGCAAGAAGAUGAACCGCUCAAUGAGCCUGACCAUUUACUGAGACUGACUCAAACACAGAUCCCCCUGAGUGGGUAGCAAUAAUGGUGCUGGAUCAUGGACUGAAAAACAAAUAUCUUGAGUAUCCAACUACAUAUUCUGUGCGAUACAAGUGGCGUGGAUUCUACUUAAGACAGUGGUCACCAACCUUUUCUGAGUCAAAAUGCAAGCUGUGAUCUACCGCACAGAUAUCAUUUUUUUUUUUAUUAACAUGACUUUAAAAAACGUAUUAAGCCUAUGCAACAUUAACCAAUUGAAAACAGUUCUGUAGCAAUGAGGUUUGUGCAGUAGGCUAUAGGCCCAAUA